CAGCUUAGGCAAGGGGCCAAUGGUGCUCGAGGAGACGACACAUCAAAACUGAAGACUCUUGUUUCAGACUGGGUGAAUAUGGCACUCAAGCCAACUUCCCCAGUCGAGUCCGAUGAUAAACAUUGCUGUGGGUUCAUCAAUGAUGUGUGUGGCAGGUUACUGUGCCCGGCUGAACUUGAUUGGAACAGCCCAGGCUAUAUCGUGACGGACCUUUCUUUCCCAGCGUUUUUAUAUGAAACAUACACUGCCAAUCCUGACAAUUUGGAGGAAGGUAUUUUUGAGGGAAAAUUUUUGUUGCAGGCCUACAAAGCUGUCUUUACGUCUCCCUUGUCAGCGAAGGACGUCAAGUGUGACGGUGAUGGCACGGACAUAAUUGAGAACAACUGUCACGCUAAGAAAGCAUUCUCGACCAUCAAAGUUAAGAAACACAUUGCGCAAAUUAUCAAAAUGGACAAGGUUACUCCUCGUUUGAUUGCGUACAUCGCUUGUCAAGUACGAUUCGCGCUUUCAUCUGUAACCUCGUGGCAAUUGGUCGAUGGUGAUUUUGAUUAUAUUCAAUUCUGGCAGACAAUUGUGGACUUCUUUGAGAGACCUCCUGGUCGAGAAGUGCAGUGCAGAGUCAAUUGCCUCCUGGAUUGGUGGACCAGGUGUGUCAUUUACGUUGCUGACCAACCUCAGCUGAACUCUCGUUUUUAG
Molecule: messenger RNA, 696 nt
Organism: Suillus bovinus
Lineage: Eukaryota; Fungi; Basidiomycota; Agaricomycetes; Boletales; Suillaceae
Exons: 4
Source: RefSeq, a predicted model, not a curated record